Messenger RNA from Coffea arabica (coffee), 702 nucleotides. The record is from RefSeq and is a predicted model, not a curated record. NCBI's taxonomy places the organism in Eukaryota, Viridiplantae, Streptophyta, Magnoliopsida, Gentianales, Rubiaceae.
AUGGAGGAUGAAUCUGAAUCAGAAACAGAGGAAGAAAAUGAUAGAUUUAGUGGUGCCAAUGAGUAUGGUGGUGAAGAGGAAAUGCUGGAGAUUUGUUUUCGAAUGCUGAUGACAAUGGUGAAACUUCACAGCAACAGCAGAGAGAUGAAACCACAAAUGAGUAGAUGCAAUGUUCAGAACAGGAGAAUGUUUAUGGAAGAUGAUGAAUUCAAAGGGAGAUACAAGGACUUUAUCCUAGAGAAAUUCCUCAAGGAUCCCAAAUUCGAGAUUGGGAUGAAAUUUGAGUCAAGAGUACAAUUCAAUUUUGCUGUGUCUGAGUAUGGGAUUAGGAUGGGUAAACCUGUUUGGACCAGUAAAAAUGAACCCACCAAGCCUAUUAAUGGAGGCAUUCAGUGGCCACAGUCAGAUAUGCUGGAGUUGGACCCACCAGCAAGUGUCACUCAACCUAGCAGUCUAAAGAAAGUUAGAAAGAGAGAUUUACAAAAAGAAAAGAUCAUGGCAAAAGGUUGCGAAGGAGGGGAAGAGGUGGAGGAAGAGGAAGAGGCAGGGGAAGGGAAAGAGGAAAGGGAAGAUCUGCUGGAUCUUUCACAAGUGGAGGAAGAGAAAGAGGAAGAGGCAAGGGAAGGGGAAGAGGAAAGGGAAGAUCUGCUGGAUCUGGAACAAGUUCUUGAAGUAUUGUUGGACAUUUUGAUAUUUUUCUGA